AUGCCUCUUUCCAAGUUUGUCAAGUGGUGCCAAAAGCAUAGUCGGUCGAGAGAAGGGCAGCGGAAUGCGACCAAUGAAUAUGGAUUGUUCUUCGAUACAGGGCUACUCCGCACAUGCUGGCGGGCAUACACAGAGAGUCUUUCUAUUCUCUACAAUAACGAGUUUCGCUUUUCACAUGAAAGAGAGUUCUGUACCACAUUCCCAAAUCAAGUCUCUCCCUCGGGUUUCCAGCAUGUCCACAGGGUGGCUCUCUGGUGGACACUGGGGAACGAUCUACAGCCGCAUGUAUCGCAUGAAAAUAAAAUCAAGUACGACUCUCUAUGGAAAACCCUAGGAGAGACGUAUAAAAGCCUUACCCAUAUUCGCAUCUAUAUCGAUUCGGCCUACCUGGCACCGAUGAACUCGACUGGCGUCGCUGGGGACACAGAAGGUGCUAGAAGGCAGCACAUGCAGAAUGCAUGGCUCGAAGGGAUAGAGACUAUGGUUGAGGGAAACAAUGACCUGGAAGUCUUUGAAGUUUAUUUCUACACCAAGGUUUACCAGGCGUUGAGGAACAGAGUGAAGCCUUGGCUGAAAGAGAAAGAAGAACAAAGAAGGGCGAGAAACAAUGCUGUUAGGUAUAAAGCGUACAAGUGCCGGAGUACCACCAUCAAAUAUGCCUACUGUCUUUCGUCCCCCGAUGGAGCAUCCACGGACCUAUCGGACGGCAGCUCGCAUAUAGGCAUUGAGGAUCCGAAAUCCAUGACUUUUGGCUGGCUCAGGGAGAGGAGGAAGCUAAAACAACGCCGAAAAACCCAGCAAAGUCAAAGCAAUGUGUGA
Penicillium odoratum is the source of this 819-nucleotide messenger RNA. RefSeq lists its product as uncharacterized. Bases 1 to 819 code for a protein of 272 amino acids. The transcript is spliced from 3 exons. Lineage: Eukaryota; Fungi; Ascomycota; Eurotiomycetes; Eurotiales; Aspergillaceae. The record is from RefSeq and is a predicted model, not a curated record.